This is a messenger RNA of Arabis nemorensis, 462 nucleotides long. NCBI's taxonomy places the organism in Eukaryota, Viridiplantae, Streptophyta, Magnoliopsida, Brassicales, Brassicaceae. The record is from the annotation of a GenBank genome assembly.
AUGGCACCGACUGUGAAAUCAAUCCCAGGAAACAAAGAGAAUCGUUACAGAGGAGUAAGGAAGAGACCAUGGGGUCGUUACGCAGCGGAGAUUCGAGAUCCAACGAAGAAAGCUCGAGUUUGGCUCGGUACUUUCGACACACCUGAAGAUGCGGCUCGUGCUUACGACAAAGCUGCUCUUCGAUUUCGUGGAGCCAAAGCCAAAACCAAUUUCACUUAUUACAAUAACAACAACGAGAGUCCGACUCAAAGUAGCAUCGUUGAUGAAUCGAUUCCUGAUCUUAAUCUUGGAUCUGUUGAUUCGAGAUUUCCUUUUCCUAAGAUUCAGGUUCAAUCUGGGAUGAUUGUGUUCGAUGAAGCUAGUGAAUCGGAAUCAUCAUCUGUUGUGAUGGAUCUUAGUCCUCCUGAGAAACGAUCUGUGUUGUUGGAUUUUGAUCUCAAUUUCCCUCCUCCUGAAAACUAA